Trichoderma breve is the source of this 735-nucleotide messenger RNA. RefSeq names its product enoyl-(Acyl carrier protein) reductase domain-containing protein. Gene Ontology annotation, molecular function: oxidoreductase activity, acting on the CH-OH group of donors, NAD or NADP as acceptor. NCBI's taxonomy places the organism in Eukaryota, Fungi, Ascomycota, Sordariomycetes, Hypocreales, Hypocreaceae. Bases 1 to 735 code for a protein of 244 amino acids. The record is from RefSeq and is a predicted model, not a curated record. The transcript is spliced from 4 exons.
AUGGCGGUACAAGGUCCUCUCGCAAACAAGAUUGCAAUAAUCACAGGUUCAGGGAAAGAGAAUGGAAUUGGGGCUGCCAUCGCUCUCACCUUAGCUCGUGCCGGAGCCCGUGUCACGAUCAACCAUGUGUCCGACUCGUCUGCGGCAAGGGCUGUCGAGGCAGACGUUUCCACUGCUGAAGGGACCAAAAAGAUUGUCGAAGGCACUUUGAGUGGAUUCAAGGUCGACCACAUUGACAUUAUUGUAAACAAUGCUGCCAUAGCAACAUACUCGCCGACGCUUCAAACCCCUCCAGAAGACAUUUUCAGAGUGUUUGGAGUAGUAGUGGUCGGACCGGUCCUCCUUCUGCAAGCAGCAUACCCACAUAUGCCUCACGGGGGCCGUGUCAUCAACAUCGGAAGCGUCUCCUCUAAGAUGGGAUUUUACCAGUUGCCGAUUUAUGCCGCUGCUAAAGCAGCCAUGGAUCAGCUAACUUGGAGUCUAUCGCGGGAGAUUGGUCGUGACGGCAAAAACAUCACCAUCAACACUAUAGCACCAGGGCCAGUGGAUACAGAUUCGGUACCUGCUGGGGAUCCUCAGUCGCAAGCUAUGAAGAAGUGGCUUAUUUCUCUCACAAGAGCUGAAGAUAGAGUUGGAACAGUGAGUGACAUCGCCGAUGCGGUUCUACUUCUAGCAGACGAGAAGAGUCGUUGGAUUACAGGCCAGUACAUUUCCGCUAGCGGCGGCAUUGUGUAA